Anopheles stephensi (Asian malaria mosquito) is the source of this 2301-nucleotide messenger RNA. It is a transcript of the gene Sps1, whose product is annotated as inactive selenide, water dikinase-like protein. The transcript is spliced from 3 exons. Gene Ontology annotation, molecular function: selenide, water dikinase activity; ATP binding. The record is from RefSeq and is a predicted model, not a curated record. NCBI's taxonomy places the organism in Eukaryota, Metazoa, Arthropoda, Insecta, Diptera, Culicidae. Gene Ontology annotation, cellular component: cytoplasm. Gene Ontology annotation, biological process: L-selenocysteine biosynthetic process. The coding region runs from base 574 to 1764 and encodes 396 amino acids.
UAAACCAACGCUGAUAAACGUCUCGCAUGACGUGCACCCACUGUGCGCGCCACUUGCCCAAGGUUAGCUAAAGGAAGCUUCUAGAUUCUUUGCUUUGUACGUGCCCUUUCUCUUUCGCUAUCCCUGUCAACCAUCUCUUUCGCUCGCACCGCAUCGCAUUUCUUCGCCAGUGCGCGUGCAUUUUACAUCUAUCUGCUUCGUCGCUAAACUUUUGCGUACAAUAAUAUACGAUAGGUAUUAACCUUUGAAAAAUAGCCCAAGCAACUUUUGCGUCCACUCAUUCCGCGGCCGGCAGGGUCUGUAAAGCGAGCGAUCUUGUUGCCAUUCAAAAUUUUGUGAUAAAACGCCUGUGGAGACAAAAGGUAAAAAAAACAAAAAAAACGUGCGUGUGUGUGGUACAGUUGGCAGCAGUAUCGGUGUUGAGUUGAGCGCGUGAAAACCUUUCAGUCGGAGCAGGCGACGCCACUUGAUUCGCUACCUCUGCCAAGCCUCUACUGCAUUGCAUCGCAUCGGAAGCCGGCUGCACGGAGAUUGUACGCUCGUACGAAUACUUCCCGUUUAGAGUGAUACACCAUGGGUGAUUAUCAGCAAGAUCCGAUGGUCCAUCUGGAGCUAACCGGCAACACCGGUCUGGUUCUGCGUCGGCCCUUUGAUCCGACCGCACACGAUCUCGAUGCAUCGUUCCGGUUAACGCGAUUUGCCGACCUGAAGGGUCGCUGCUGUAAAGUGCCGAAGGAGGUGCUGGAAAAGCUGGUCUCCUCACUGCAGCAGGACUACAUGCAAGACCCGGACCAACCGUUUAUGCCCAUCACUUCGCCCCGGAUCGGUAUUGGGCUGGACUGUUCGGUCAUUCCGCUGCGGCACGGCGGUCUGUGCAUGGUGCAGACCACGGACUUUUUCUACCCGAUCGUCGACGAUCCGUACAUGAUGGGGAAAAUCGCGUGCUCGAACGUGUUGAGCGAUUUGUACGCGAUGGGUGUGACGGAGUGUGACAACAUGCUGAUGCUGCUGGCCGUAAGCACGAAAAUGAUCGAAAAGGAGCGUGACGUGGUCAUUCCGCUGAUAAUGCGUGGUUUUAAGGAUUCUGCUCUGGAGGCGGGAACGAGCGUGACCGGUGGCCAUAGUGUAGUAAAUCCGUGGUGCACAAUCGGCGGGGUCGCCACGACGGUCUGCCAGAACAAUGAAUUCAUCGUGCCAGAUAAUGCCGUCGUGGGUGAUGUGCUGGUACUGACGAAAGCGCUCGGUACGCAGGUCGCGGUCAAUGCGCACCAGUGGUUGGAUCAGUCGGAACGAUGGAACCGCAUUAAGCUGGUCGUGUCGGAGGAGGACGUGCGGAAGGCGUACCACCGUGCGAUGGAUUCCAUGUCGCGGCUGAACCGAGUGGCGGCACGCCUGAUGCACAAGUAUAACGCACACGGUGCGACCGAUGUGACCGGCUUUGGAUUGCUUGGCCAUGCACAGACGUUGGCGUCUCAUCAGAAGAACGAAGUGUCGUUCGUGAUUCACAAUUUGCCCGUAAUCGCCAAGAUGGCUGCCGUGGCCAAGGCGUGUGGCAACAUGUUCCAGCUGCUACAGGGCCACUCGGCCGAAACGUCCGGCGGGCUGUUGAUCUGUUUGCCACGCGAACAGGCCGCCGCCUACUGCAAGGAUAUCGAGAAGCAGGAAGGCUGCCAGGCCUGGAUCAUCGGUAUCGUGGAGAAGGGUAGCCGCACGGCCCGAAUCAUCGACAAACCGCGAGUGAUCGAAGUGCCGGCCAAGGAUUAAGACAUCCCCGGUGAAUUCCCCCUUUUCUUUUGCGUUUAGUGUGUAUGAAAAACUCAUUCAUUUGCUUGUUACAUCCUUCCCUUUGUAAACACACACACAUUCAUAUAGGCGAUCGUGACAUUGGACCACUUCGUUCGUACACUUAUAUAAAUGCAAUAUCCUGGAUGCUCUGCCCGUUGCCGGAGCAACCAAUGCUUUUCGCUCGAGGUUUUACACACAGCACAGGAACAGGUGUACACGAUUGUGGAAAAGGGAUCAACAGGAAGGCAAGCAUACGAUGUAUGUGCGGAAGAAAAUAAUUUGUAUAGUAAGCGCGCUCGCACAGCAGACGGCCGUGGCCAUGUCUUCUUUUUCUGUUUUACUUUUUUGCCUAACAUUUAAUGCGGAAACAUUUUUUAGCGAGUACAAGAGUGUGCGUAUGGAUGAAAGAUGGACGAGAGAAUCAGGAGAAGAAUACGUUUAUGAUUAGCACUGCACUUAGAAUUAAUCCAAUGAAAACUGCGUAAAAUAAACGAAAAAGAUGAAUCAUACAACUUA